Messenger RNA from Paramisgurnus dabryanus, 1654 nucleotides. It is a transcript of the gene etsrp, whose product is annotated as ETS1-related protein. Lineage: Eukaryota; Metazoa; Chordata; Actinopteri; Cypriniformes; Cobitidae. Gene Ontology annotation, cellular component: nucleus. Gene Ontology annotation, biological process: regulation of transcription by RNA polymerase II; cell differentiation. The record is from RefSeq and is a predicted model, not a curated record. Gene Ontology annotation, molecular function: sequence-specific DNA binding; DNA-binding transcription factor activity, RNA polymerase II-specific.
UUCACAGGCGCGUGGACACGCCCCAGCGCGCAACGCCUCUUUAUAACGGGCCUGAGUAAAGCACCAACAGUGAACAAAGUUUAAGGCAGCGCUGGAAGGUGAAACAAAUCCCUACUAUCAGGAAUAAGAGUCUGUGAGGAAAUUAAGAUGGAAAUGUAUCAAGCUGGAUUUUACACAGAAGACUUCAGAACUCAAGAAGUUCCUGGUGGAUUUGACUUCAGUUCAUAUGACUACAGUGGUGAAGACCUGUCCUUUUUAUUAGACAGCAAAGGACCCGCCCAACACCAGUAUCCUGAAACAUACUCAGAGACCCAGAAAGAGCAUUUGCAUGGUUCCAAAGGUCACAGUCAACCAGUCGGUUCCGUUGAUUCUGGACUGUUUAAUUUGGACACUUUCCCUGAGUUUACUUGCUGGGCGUCCUACACUAAUAUUCCAGAAGGAAUGAUAGCAGACAGACAACAGGUUGGCUUUCAGGAAUCUGCUCAAACCUACCAAAACCUUGUCCCAAUGUGUCCACCAACCCAAAGCAGUCAAUUCAGCCCAGGAAUGGACACCAGCAGCCAUUAUCAACCCGGAAAAGGGCCAAGAUCAUCCGUUACCAACAGUCUGGAACAUCUAGGUGAUCCAGAAAGAACAUAUGCUUUGUAUGAAGCAGACCAACAAAGCAGGUCUCCAUACUGGUCAGACUACCCUUCACCGGGUUACUGCACUUCCAUGCUUGGGCAGCCAUCAUCAUCAUCUUCCUCACCUCCAGUUUCUCAAUCCUCAGAGACUUACUGCCCCCGUGUGGCCAAACAACGUACUGCACCGUCUCAAAGAUCAGAUAGAGAGGGUGACUUGGCACCAAUGUCGGCUUAUCCAGGAUCCGGGCCGAUCCAGCUUUGGCAAUUUCUGCUUGAACUUCUAUUGGACUCUGCUUGCCACACUUUUAUCAGCUGGACUGGUGAUGGCUGGGAGUUUAAAAUGUCAGACCCUGCAGAGGUCGCAAAGAGGUGGGGCCAGUGUAAGAACAAGCCCAAAAUGAACUACGAGAAGCUAAGUCGAGGUCUGCGGUAUUACUACCACAAAAACAUCAUUCACAAAACAGCAGGCAAGCGUUACGUCUACCGCUUCGUCUGCGACGUUCAGGGCAUGCUCGGAAAAACGGCACACGAGGUCUUGGCAAGUCUAAACAUCCCCUCAACAAAUGCAGGGUCUCCACAGUCGACCCGAUCAGAGGAAACCACAGAGUCCUGGGGACAUUAAAGGUGAAGAUCUCUAAUGAUCCAAAAGAACUGGCGCACAUCAUGUCUAGGAUGGAAUCGAUUGACUGUAGCAUUUUAACAUUGAGUCGAUUUGGAUUUUCUCAGACAUUUGGGGACUGCAGAUUCUGCUGCCAGGACAGAUCUCAGAUCAGUGUUUAAUACGUAUAUCCUCAGUUUGUUUGCUGGUAAUGCAUAUUCAUGCAUGCCCAGGAUUUCCUCAAACAUCCAAUACAGUUAGAUGCCUUAAGUAAAUAUUGUUAGCUACCUCUUGAUGUUGAAACACUACUUUUGUACAUGUCUUUUUUUUUCUUAUGUAAACUGAUGUUGUGACAUCAAAUUGUGAAUUUUUGUAAAUAAAUUAAACGUUGUACAUGUAAAUGUUUCUCUAUAAUAUUAUUUUAUGUGCACUU